Schistosoma turkestanicum is the source of this 462-nucleotide messenger RNA. Lineage: Eukaryota; Metazoa; Platyhelminthes; Trematoda; Strigeidida; Schistosomatidae. The record is from the annotation of a GenBank genome assembly.
CUCAACGAAAAAAUAUUCCAAAUUGGGAUAAUUAUCGUUAUGGUGCAGUACCGCCAAGAUAUCGUGACCAAUUACGUCAUCAUCAAUUGCAUCAUUUGUCAUUUAGUAGUUCCGAUGGUGAAGAUUUCAGUGUGAUUGAUGAUGGUCGAAUUCCCUAUCAAGAACCAAGACGUCGAUUAUUACCGACAAAUUUUGCACGAAAAAAUUCCCCAUAUUCACAAGGCACUGUGACAGAUGAUGAUGAUCCAGCUAGUCAAUUUUAUAUUAGUAAACAACAUACUCAAACCACAUCAUAUUAUGAUGGACCAAUGAAAUCGUAUGGUGUUUAUGAUCAAGACAAAGCAUUAUCGCUGUGUGAUGAACCAACUGGACAAUAUAAUAUAUAUGAUGAUGGUAAUGAAAGUCAAACUGGUUAUUAUCAUGGACAAUUUGUUGAAAAUAAAUCAAUUGGGUAUCCUAAAG